AUGGGUACUAUGCUUCACUACGCCGUCACUGGUGCAUUCAUCAGUACCGCCAUCGCCAUUGGUGUGACGUUCGUAAUCAUCUUCGACGUCAUUAGCGACAUCAACGAAUUCCAAAGGGACAUCGAAAAAGAUCUCGAUCAAUUCAAGCACAUAGCCAACGACGCAUGGAAAACAAUGAUGGGAGCUCAGCAGAACGAAGGCGGUUCGGUCUUUAGCUCAGUCAGAAUUCGAAGAGGUGGCAGCUACGUUGGCGGAGGUGGUGGUGGCGCGUAUGCAGCACGCGGGAGUGGAGGCUACGCAAGUGGUGGUGGAGGUUGUGCAUGCGCAGCUAAAGCAUCGGGUUGCCCACGAGGACCACCAGGACCUCCUGGCCAACCUGGCCUGCCAGGAGAUGAUGGUCUGCAAGGUCUUCCUGGAAGAGCAGGAGCAGGUGGUCUUGCAGCAGAAGGAGGUCACGGUGGAGGUUGUAUCUCGUGUCCAGCCGGACCACCAGGUGAACCAGGACCGGAUGGAGCUCCCGGCCCAGCUGGACCCGCAGGAAAUCCCGGACAAGACGGAGAAAGCCUUGGAGGAGGUAAAAUAUAA
Messenger RNA from Ostertagia ostertagi, 585 nucleotides. The record is from the annotation of a GenBank genome assembly. NCBI's taxonomy places the organism in Eukaryota, Metazoa, Nematoda, Chromadorea, Rhabditida, Trichostrongylidae.